AUGUUCUACUCCAAGCUCCUUAUCACUGCUCUAGCUGCGAGCACAGCAAUUGCCCACCCCGGCCCGCACGUUAUCCUACCUCGCGCAGAAAUCCAGCGCCGCAGCGACAUGGCCAAGCGAUGUGCUGAGCAUGUUGCGAGCUUCAACCGACGUCGAAUGGCCAAAAGAGCGAUGCAAAAACGCCGGGAGGGAUCUGGCCACAAUUCAACAUUCGAGAUCACCACCGAGGCGCCCUACUACGAGACCAUCCAGAACGACACCUGCGUUCUCACCCCGGAGGUGACCCGUGGUCCGUAUGUCUGGCCGCGCUCCCAGAAAUUGCGUCAGGACAUGACAGAGGACCAAGUGGGUGUACCCCUCUGGCUCGACGUCGGGGUCCUAGACAUGGCUACCUGCGAGCCUUUACCCAAUGCCCUCCUCGAUUUCUGGCACUGCAACGCAACCGGUUCUUACUCCUCGUUUACUCAUCUGUCCCCAAACACCCCAUUCGAGGAACUCUUAUCAGAGCUGAACAUAACCAACUAUGAUUCGGGUGCCACCGACCUGCACACAGAUAAUACCACCUGGCUGCGGGGAAUGUGGCCUACCAAUGAGAACGGAGUCAUGGAGAUGAAGACCAUCUUUCCCGGGUUCUAUGCUGAACGUGCCAUCCAUAUCCACGUACAGGUGCAUACCGAUUGGUCCGUCCGGGAAAACGGUACCAUUGUCGCCAGUGAUACUGUCAGUACCGGCCAGAUUUACUUUGAUGAGGAGAUUGAGCAGAGGAUCACGGGCUUCGAGCCUUAUGUUUCUCAUACGGAGAUUAACCGUACCACAAAUGCAGAAGACUGGUAUUUCUCUCAGGAUUCAGAGGGCGGGUAUAGCCCGAUUGUGUCUGUUGUGCCUGUGGAUGGUGAGGAUCUGACUAGGGGAUGAUUGGGUAUAUCACGAUUGGUGUGGAUACGACGGCGAUUGAGACGUUCAGUAAAUAGGGCGAGUGAGGGAUUUGUAUUGUGGGAAUUAAGCUAAGAUGUUGAUCGUACGUG
Molecule: messenger RNA, 1025 nt
Organism: Aspergillus sclerotioniger CBS 115572
Lineage: Eukaryota; Fungi; Ascomycota; Eurotiomycetes; Eurotiales; Aspergillaceae
Product: intradiol ring-cleavage dioxygenase
Exons: 2
Coding region: 1-915 (304 amino acids)
Molecular function (GO): oxidoreductase activity, acting on single donors with incorporation of molecular oxygen, incorporation of two atoms of oxygen; ferric iron binding
Source: RefSeq, a predicted model, not a curated record